AUGGAUAUAAUUUACCAAUAUGCCAAAAUACGCAGUAAUUACGGUCGUCAGCCAAUGUUUUGUGAGUUUGGUCCAGAGCUGUGCGACACUAUCCCCGUACAUGUACCCGAACACAAACAGUACAUUUUACGGAACCCGGUGCACAGUGCCGUACAGCAUGGACCCAUAUUCUCACAGCACGAGAUCAAUACCAUUAGGGCCGAGUACACAACCACUGGUAUAAACCACGCCGAGGGUGGCUGGCCAAAAGACGUGAUCGUCACCGACCCGGAGUCCACUCAGAGAUAUCGCCGCAAGACGGAGAAGGACGAUGGCUACAUACAUUGCGUGAUGUCAAUCGCUUCGGAAAUGGAAGGUCUCAUUUUGCAAAACAAUGCGAUAGAUAUGUACCAAAUAUAUUAUAACGAAAUGCCAAGACUACCCGAUGUGGAACGCAUCAGUUGUCGCACAGUGAACGUGUACCGCGAUGGAGGCGACGCACCGUCAGCUCCCCAUAGACCGGUGUCUUCUAUUUGUUGGCGGCCGGACGGCAGCCACCAAUUCGCCGUUACAUACGUCGACAUGGAUAUCAACCGAAACUUGCGUGCGCCUAUUACCGCGUCCAUAUGGGAUUUAGAAAACGCCAACUCACCAUUAUCGAUACUGAAACCGGAGAAAGCCCUGAUGGAUCUACAGUACAAUCAGCGCAACGUAGAUCUACUUGCCGGCGGCAUGCUAAACGGUCAGGUGGCCGUAUGGGACAGCCGCACGGCCAGCCCAACCCCAACUCUUACGUGUCCACAGCACGUGGCGCACCGUGACUACGUGCGCCACGUGCGCUUCAUCAACGCAAAGACUGGCAUGGAGUUCUUCUCAGGUGGACCCGACGGUGCUUGCAAGUGGUGGGACAUCCGCAAUAUGAGCGAGCCCAUAGAUGUUAUGAUAAUCCAAUUGUGUUCAUCCUCUAAUGAACAACCGACCAUGGCUAAAGCUAUGGGAAUCAGCUGUUUGGAGUUUGAGCCGACUAUCCCUACGCGUUUCAUGGUUGGCACGGAGAACGGAGCAGUCGUUACUGGCAACAGAAAAGGAAAAACUUCGACUGAAAAGAUCCCUUACAUGUUUGAAAGUCAUCUGGGGCCAGUGUGGACGGUGGAGCGGAACCCAGGUUUCUUGAAGAACUUUCUGACCGUGGGUGACUGGACGGCGCGAGUUUGGAGCGACGAAUGUCGUGAAUCCGCUGUCUUGUUUACGCCACCACAUCGUUUCAAACUGACGCACGGCGCGUGGAGCCCCACCAGGCUAUCGCUCAUAAUGCUGGUGCAGUCUAACGGCGUGUUGGCGCUGUGGGACAUCCUGCGGCGCCAGAGUAGACCCGUACUCACGAUGCAGGUGUGCGAGGAGCCGCUGUUAAAGGUCUCGCCACAUGAAACGGGCACGUUCUUAGCUUGUGGAAGUUCCAAAGGAAACAUUUACAUGGUGGAAGUUUCGAGCAGCCUGGCGCAGUCGGCGAGACACGACAAGGGACUGCUCACGUCGAUGUUCGAGCGCGAGGCCAAGCGCGAGCGCAUCCUGGAGGCGCGCAUGCGCGAGAUCCGGCUGAAGCUGCGCGCCGCGGAGGAGGGCGAGCCCGUCGUGGCCGUCGCCUCCGUCAUGGACACCACCAUCGGGGACAAGGACCUGCAGGAGGCCACCGUCGAGUACUACGCGGUCGCAAAGAAAGAGCUGGCCGCCAUGUAG
Arctia plantaginis is the source of this 1716-nucleotide messenger RNA. The record is from the annotation of a GenBank genome assembly. NCBI's taxonomy places the organism in Eukaryota, Metazoa, Arthropoda, Insecta, Lepidoptera, Erebidae.